Neocloeon triangulifer is the source of this 1585-nucleotide messenger RNA. RefSeq names its product GDP-mannose 4,6 dehydratase (gene Gmd). Gene Ontology annotation, molecular function: GDP-mannose 4,6-dehydratase activity. Gene Ontology annotation, biological process: GDP-mannose metabolic process. The coding region runs from base 155 to 1237 and encodes 360 amino acids. NCBI's taxonomy places the organism in Eukaryota, Metazoa, Arthropoda, Insecta, Ephemeroptera, Baetidae. The transcript is spliced from 7 exons. The record is from RefSeq and is a predicted model, not a curated record.
CAGCGAAUGUUGACAGCCCGAAAUCAGCUGCUGAUAAUAACUUUGUCAACUUCAGUGGCUUUUCCUGCACCGUGGCACGUCAGGUUCGGUGGGUUAAAUGACCAUAACAUUUUUGGCAACCCAAGCUGCAGUUUGAGCGAAAAAUUCUGUCCGAAUGGCGUCGCCUUCAAACGGGACAAGCGACCAAAAGGUGGCCCUCAUCACGGGCAUUACGGGACAGGACGGUUCGUAUUUGGCCGAAUUUCUGAUCGAAAAGGGCUACGAGGUGCACGGAAUUAUCCGUCGGGCGAGCACCUUCAACACCGGCCGAAUCGAGCACCUCUACGCCGACCCCAAGACACACAAAGAAGGCAAAAUGAUUCUUCAUUAUGGUGACAUGACGGACAGCAGUUGUUUAGGGAAAAUUAUCAGCAUGGUGCGCCCGAUGGAAAUUUACAAUUUGGCAGCGCAGAGCCAUGUCAAGGUUUCCUUCGAUUUGAGUGAAUAUACAGCUGAGGUUGAUGCUCUUGGUACACUGAGGCUUUUGGAUGCCAUUCGUACUUGCGGACUCGAACGGAAUGUGAAAUUUUAUCAAGCGUCGACAUCCGAGCUUUACGGAAAGGUGCAAGAAACGCCUCAGAAAGAAACAACGCCAUUUUAUCCAAGAUCACCAUACGCCUGCGCAAAACUUUAUGCCUACUGGAUUGUGGUAAACUACAGAGAGGCGUAUAACAUGUUUGCCUGCAAUGGUAUCUUGUUCAACCACGAAAGUCCGAGAAGAGGUGAAAACUUUGUCACAAGAAAAAUAACCAGGGGUGUUGCGAAAAUAUCCCUCGGACAGCUCGAGUGCCUUGAACUUGGUAACUUGGAUUCAAAAAGAGACUGGGGACAUGCGAAAGACUAUGUUGAGGCCAUGUGGUUAAUGCUGCAACAAUCUUCCCCGGAGGACUUUGUCGUUGCUACUGGUGAAACUCACAGCGUUCGGGAGUUUGUCGAAGCCUCAUUUAAACACAUUGGAAUUGAAAUAGUCUGGGAAGGUGAAGGCGUGAAUGAAGUUGGAAAAGAGAAAGUUUCUGGAAUAGUGAGAGUUCGAGUCAAUCCAAAAUACUUCCGUCCGACUGAAGUGGAUCUUCUGCUCGGAGAUUCAACCAAGGCAAAAGAAAAGCUAGGAUGGAUACCGAAAGUUGAAUUCCAGGAACUUGUCACAGAUAUGAUGACUGCUGAUAUCCUUUUGAUGAAGAAAAAUUCCUACGCCUGAUCAAUUUUUAAAAUGGGAACGGUGCAAUUUUUAUGAGAAUGAGAUGCAUUUUUUUUUAUCAAAUUAAGAGUGCUCACAUUUUUUUAAUGAUUUUGCAACUCUUACAGUUAUUCCGUUGGCCUUGCCAAUUUUAUUGUCUAUCAAACGUAUUAUUUUGAAUAAGCAAAUCCAUCUGUUAUUUUACUUCAAUAUUUGUUCAUUUAUUUUGCAUUCCACAUUUCUAAAUUUACAUGUGCAACCUAUUUUUAACUGAAUGAUUGUUUUUUGUGCACAAAUGUGAAACUGUACAGCUAGUCAAAUUGGUCAUUUCGAUUGGAAUAAAAGAAACAUUCUUCUCGUUUGAAAACA